AUGGGAAAGCUUAUUACUAGCCCGACAAGCUUGUACUACUAUGCUUUCAUAGUUGUGCUCCUCGCCAUUUCCACCAACUUCCCUUACACCACCAAUGCCCAGGCUUGCAAACCAGGCAAACCCCUACCCGGAAUCAAACCCCCGCCGGGCCAAUGUGACCCAAAUGGUGUUGACUGCUGCAAAGCCGGGAAAACCUACACAACCUACAAGUGCUCACCCCCGGUUACUAGCCACACCAAAGCAAUACUAACCUUAAACAGCUUUGCUAAAGGUGGGGACGGGGGUGGGGCCUCGGCUUGUGACAAUCGCUACCACUCAGAUAGUACCCCUGUGGUGGCGUUGUCAACAGGAUGGUACAACAAGGGCUCUCGCUAUUCUAGAGUCAUUACCAAGAAACACAAGAAAACACUAGCAGCACUAACUAUUCUAGAGUCAUUACCAAGAAACACAAGAAAAUACUAG
Messenger RNA from Spinacia oleracea (spinach), 462 nucleotides. Its product is annotated as kiwellin-1-like. NCBI's taxonomy places the organism in Eukaryota, Viridiplantae, Streptophyta, Magnoliopsida, Caryophyllales, Amaranthaceae. The transcript is spliced from 2 exons. Bases 1 to 462 code for a protein of 153 amino acids. The record is from RefSeq and is a predicted model, not a curated record.